CAAAUUCUAGAGAGAGAGAGGAGAGAAAGUCCAAGUCAAUGGAGACGAAUCUCUGUUAUACCAGAAAUGAUAUCAAAAUCGAACCCUACCUUUCUUGUUUUGAAUGGUGAAUCCGAUUGGUUUUUCAUUUUUGGUUAGUGAAAUCAUCGAUUUUUUGGGGAUUUAGAAAUAAUUUUUGUUACUUUUUCCUUGUGAUCCGAUCUCCGAUCUGUGGAUAUUUGAUCGGAAAAAGGAGAGGGGAAAAUGCCGUCGCACACGGAUGUAGAUCGGCAGAUAGAGCAAUUGAUGGAGUGCAAACCGUUGACGGAAUCGGAGGUGAAAACGCUUUGCGAUCAAGCUAGGGCCAUACUUGUAGAGGAAUGGAAUGUGCAGCCGGUGAAGUGUCCCGUUACGGUUUGCGGUGAUAUACAUGGUCAGUUUUACGACCUGAUCGAGCUGUUCCGGAUAGGGGGCAAUCCGCCCGAUACCAAUUAUCUCUUCAUGGGUGAUUACGUUGAUCGUGGGUAUUAUUCAGUGGAGACUGUCACACUCUUAGUGGCUCUAAAAGUGCGUUAUAGAGAUAGACUUACAAUUCUUCGAGGAAAUCAUGAGAGCCGGCAGAUCACUCAAGUAUAUGGAUUCUAUGAUGAAUGCUUGAGAAAGUAUGGAAAUGCAAAUGUUUGGAAGCAUUUUACCGACCUUUUCGAUUACCUACCUCUUACAGCACUUAUUGAAAGCCAGAUCUUUUGCUUGCACGGAGGACUUUCACCAUCUUUGGAUACACUAGAUAAUAUCCGAGCAUUGGACCGCAUUCAGGAGGUCCCACAUGAAGGACCAAUGUGCGAUCUCUUGUGGUCUGAUCCAGAUGACAGAUGUGGGUGGGGAAUUUCUCCUCGAGGAGCUGGCUAUACAUUUGGACAAGAUAUAGCGUCUCAGUUUAACCAUACGAAUGGGCUCUCUCUCAUCUCAAGAGCCCAUCAGCUUGUCAUGGACGGUUACAACUGGUGCCAGGAAAAGAAUGUGGUGACUGUAUUCAGUGCUCCAAACUACUGUUAUCGGUGUGGAAACAUGGCUGCGAUUCUGGAAAUAGGAGAGAACAUGGAACAAAACUUUCUUCAAUUUGAUCCGGCACCAAGGCAGAUUGAACCGGAUACUACCCGCAAGACUCCAGAUUAUUUUUUGUAAUCUUAUUAUUAUUAUAUUAUAUACCCUAAUUAAAUCCAAAUGGAAGUGGAAGCUGUUUGUAAUCCUUUUUUGUAGAUGGAUGGAUGGAUGGAUGGGGUUUUGAAAAGAAAAGAAAAAGAGAGGAGUUUUGUUGUUUGUUCUAUCUUAACAUAUGUCAAUCUAUUCUUUCGUUUUUGGGGGAUUUUGGAGUUUGUAUUGCUGCUGCUGCUGUUGUGAAGUGAAGUGAAGUGAAGUGAUGACAGCCAGCAGGCAGCAAUUAGGUGUUGUGUUCAUGUAAUUUUCACUUAGAAACCAGAUUGAUUUUUGUAAAAGGAUUUUGGAUGGAUAAUCGGGUUGUAGUUAUUGUUAUUAACAUAUUCCACC
Cynara cardunculus var. scolymus (artichoke) is the source of this 1527-nucleotide messenger RNA. RefSeq names its product serine/threonine-protein phosphatase PP2A-2 catalytic subunit-like. The transcript has 6 exons. Gene Ontology annotation, biological process: peptidyl-serine dephosphorylation; mitotic cell cycle. The record is from RefSeq and is a predicted model, not a curated record. Gene Ontology annotation, cellular component: cytoplasm. Gene Ontology annotation, molecular function: protein serine/threonine phosphatase activity. NCBI's taxonomy places the organism in Eukaryota, Viridiplantae, Streptophyta, Magnoliopsida, Asterales, Asteraceae. The coding region runs from base 244 to 1164 and encodes 306 amino acids.